Molecule: messenger RNA, 2642 nt
Organism: Columba livia (rock pigeon)
Lineage: Eukaryota; Metazoa; Chordata; Aves; Columbiformes; Columbidae
Gene: MMP11
Product: matrix metallopeptidase 11
Exons: 8
Coding region: 2-1663 (553 amino acids)
Biological process (GO): collagen catabolic process; proteolysis; extracellular matrix organization
Cellular component (GO): extracellular matrix
Molecular function (GO): zinc ion binding; metalloendopeptidase activity
Source: RefSeq, a predicted model, not a curated record
GAUGCCACCGGCCCGUGUCCCCCCGGCCCGUAGAGCCGCGGCUCGGGGAGAACAAAAGGCAGGAUCGGGAGGAGGCGCGGGGAGGAGGGCAGGCGGCUACGGGAGCGGGGGGGGGGUGGAUAAAAGGCUCAGCAGGGGGACCCCCCCCCACCACUUCUGCCCCAUGUCCGAUCCCGCUCCGCCCGGCAUGGCCCGUCCGCCGCUCCCCGCCGCCGCCGCCUUGUUGGCCGCCGCUUUGCUGCACUGCGCGCCCGCCGCCCCCGCCCGCCGACACAAGCCGGACGUGUCUCGGAAGCAUCACACCUGGAAGGAGCAGAGUCCUUGGCUGUCUUCCUUGGUGAACGCUGUGGGGACUGGUGUGCCCACGAAGGGCUUCCCCGUGGGCACAGAAGAGCAGGUGAUGCACUGGAACCCCCCCCGCUGCGGCGUGCCAGACCUGCCGGUGCUGCCGGACAGCCAGAAUGGGCGGAACCGGCAGAAACGGUUCGUCCUCUCCGGCGGACGCUGGGACAAGACCGAUCUCACCUACAAAAUUAUCAGGUUCCCAUGGCAACUGGUAAAAGCUAAAGUAAGAAGGACCAUCGAGGAAGCUUUGAAAGUCUGGAGCGACGUGACGCCACUGACCUUCACGGAGGUGCAGGAGGGCCGGGCCGACAUCGUCAUCGAUUUCACCAGGUACUGGCAUGGGGAUAACUUGCCUUUCGAUGGGCCUGGAGGGAUCCUGGCACACGCGUUCUUCCCCAAGACACACCGCGAGGGAGAUGUCCAUUUUGACUAUGAUGAGACCUGGACGAUUGGGAACAACCUGGGCACUGACCUCCUCCAAGUGGCUGCUCAUGAGUUUGGUCACGUCCUGGGCCUGCAGCACACAGCUGUCUCCAAGUCACUGAUGUCUCCUUUCUACAUAUUCCGCUACCCGCUGAGUCUGAGUGAGGAUGACAAGCAAGGCAUCCAGUACCUCUACGGGAAACCCAAACUGGAUCCCGACCCAACCCCAACCCUGCCAGCAGAGCUGCCCCAGCCGGACCUCGAAACAAAUGAGAUCACCCAUGUAGAGUCCGAGCAGCCUGAUGCCUGUGACACAGCCUUCGACGCCGCCUCCACCAUCCGAGGGGAGCUGUUCUUCUUCAAGUCCCGCUACGUGUGGCGGCUGCGAGCCGGAAAGCUGCAGGACGGGUACCCAGCGCUGGCCUCCCGCCACUGGCAGGGGAUCCCCAGCUCUGUCGAUGCCACCUUUGAGGACCCUCUGGGCAAUAUCUGGUUUUUCCAAGAUUCUCAGUACUGGAUUUACGAUGGUGAGAGACGGGUAUCUGGUCCCACCCCAAUUGUGGAGCUGGGCCUCCCUGCAUCCCCCGUACAGGCAGCUCUGGUGUGGGGGGCUGAGAAGAACAAGAUCUACAUCUUCAGUGGAGGCAACUACUGGCGCUUCCACCCUCACACCCGUCAGGUGGACAACAUCUACCCGCGGACCAUGGCCGACUGGCGCGGCGUCCCUCAGGAGAUCGACGCGGCUUUCCAGGAUGAGUUGGGUUUUGCUUAUUUCCUGAGAGGCCGAGAUUACUGGAAGUUUGAUCCAGUCCAAGUGAAGGUGCUGGAGGGCUACCCACGCCAGAUCAGCCAGGACUUCUUCAGCUGUACACCUUCCUCCAACUCCUUCAGAUGAGAAGGUGCUUGUGUCUUCCACUCUCCCCUUCCAGCGCCUGUACCUCCAGCAGCCACACGGAGGGUUCCUCCGCCAUUCCUGGCUCCCUUCCAGGCUCAGCAUCUGACACAACACGUGUCUGUCACAACAAGUGGCAAAGUUCCAGCAGCCCCAGCUUCAGUUGCUUUCAAUAUAAAAGCAUCUGUCAUGUUCUUUGCAGGCAAGAGCAGUCACUAAACCCUUACUGUGGCCACACUCUUCCAGCAAUAGCAUCCCAAAAGCCAUCAAGCCAGCCUGGAACAGGAUCACGCUCUCCUAAUUAACCUGGACCCCAUCGUGUACAACUGAUCUGCCAGCAUUUCCUAUGUUUACACAGCACACAAGAGCAGCCCUUUGCUGCUCCAGACGUUGGCCUGGAAGGAGGAGGGUGGCUUCCACAGGGACACCUUCCUCAGGCUUGGCCAAGGGCUUUGGAGGACACUGACUGCCCGGGAGGAAUGCAUCCCAGCAGCCCGCCACAGCCCUGCUCCCGGUUUUGUGUUUUUAUCGCUAGUACACGUUAGGAUUUUUAUACCAAUUUGUAUAGACAAGGGGCCCCCUCCCUCCCGCGGUGCUGGGUGCCAGUGCUGGACGCUGCCCCGUCGCUCCCUGUGCUCUUACCCAGCCAGGCUCCCGUCCCGGGCUGCGCCGGUGGGUCCCAGCGCUCCCAGGCACCGGGCUGGGGCCGACCCCGGACAGCCCCGCUCGGCUCUUUGCACACCCCUCCCGGCUACAGAACCUUAUGCCAAAAAACACAGGGGGGCUGCAGCCGGUUUGUUCCUUUUCACCGUUCACCCCCCGAGCGAGCGGCUGGGGACACCGCAGUGAGCGGGGCCGGUAGCCCGGUGCGGAGCUCUCGGGGCCGGCCGCUCGCCGCAGCUACAGGUGCCCGUCCCUCCGUCCCCACAGGUGUGUCUGUAUUUAUGUACCGCCCCGCGACAAUAAACCGCCUCUUUUAUAA